This is a messenger RNA of Capsella rubella, 3658 nucleotides long. Its product is annotated as BAG family molecular chaperone regulator 6. NCBI's taxonomy places the organism in Eukaryota, Viridiplantae, Streptophyta, Magnoliopsida, Brassicales, Brassicaceae. Bases 275 to 3502 code for a protein of 1075 amino acids. Gene Ontology annotation, molecular function: protein-folding chaperone binding. Gene Ontology annotation, biological process: protein folding. The transcript is spliced from 3 exons. The record is from RefSeq and is a predicted model, not a curated record. Gene Ontology annotation, cellular component: plasmodesma.
AAGUUGGUUGAUGCGAGAAUGAUCUGGAGAGGAGCAGAAGAAAUAUCUCUUCCCUCCACAUGUUCUUCGUCUUUCUAUAAAUCAAGAAAUGUCUUUAGAUUUUUCACUAUCCAUAGAAGAAAAAAAAAAGCUGCAAUCAAAGAAGAUAUCUUCAUUUUUGAUUUGGGAAGAGAGUAAGAGCGAGAGACGGAGGAGACAUCAUCAGAAUUUGUGGAAGUUUUUUCGUGUAUUCUUUGUACCAGAAUUUUUUUUUGUUAAUUGAAGUUGAUCGGAAAUGAUGCCUGUGUACAUGGACUCAUCACAACCAUGUCAAAUGAGACCACAGGGAUACUAUUAUCAAGGGUUUGGGAAUAACUCUCAGCAUAUGUCAAUGGAUGCUCCAUCACCUUGUCAUGGAAGCUACGUUCAGGGCCAUUUUCCUGCGUACAACGCUCACUGGCCUCCUUUUUAUCCUUUACAAGUACCGCACCAUCAAUGCUGCAUGAGCCAUUCCGGGUUCUAUCCUAACCCUCCUCACGGGCCCUACGUUCCUCCUUGUUACGCUCAUCCAGCAUUUCCAGUUGGUUAUCAACCUUUGUAUGAUUCUGACAAGGAUGUGCCUGGGAAGCCAGUUGGUUUUCACUGUGGGAAAUGUUCAUCUUCUCCCCAAAAGAAUGGCAGAGGCGUUGUGAUCGAAGAGCAUGAGCCCGAGAUUGAGAAAGGAGACCAAGGAGAAGUUGUACUUCCAGUUCGCUCAACCAACUGCCCUUACCCUAUUAUAUGGAUUCCUCAUGAGAAUUAUCAGGAGCAUAGAAGCUCUCCUGGUUCAGGGAACCAUAACCAGCCUCCUUCUCAAGUUAAUGCUCCUGAGAAGAUGAUGAUGCAGAAAAACUUUCCAAAGUCUUGGAAUAGUUGUUCACCAUUUGACAAUAGCGCUAUGAAGUCCUUGAUACAGAGUCAAGAUGGGAAAAAGGUGACGCAAAAUGGGAAAAGCGUAGAACUCCCUAUCAGCAAGUUGAGAUCCUUAUUGGAGGGUCAUGACAUGAAGGAGGCGCAGAUCCAGAAGAACAAGGAAAAGCCGGGACAGCUUCAGUAUCCUACUUCUUGGAUUCCAUCUCAUGAGAUAUUGGAUGAUGUUGAUGCUUCUGAGAGGAGUAAUGAAGACAGGGAAAAGAUGCAGAAUGGGAAAACUGUGGAAUGCCCAUUUGAUAUAAACAAGUUGAAUUCCUUAUUGCAGGGUCAAGAUGUGAAGGAAACGCAGACUCAGAAGAAUAAAGAAGAGCCUGGACAGCUUCCUUAUCCUAUUUUUUGGAUACCAUCUUAUGGGAAAUGGGAAGAUGUUGAAGCUUCUGAGAGUAAGGAGAGUGGUAAUAAAGAGCGUAACAUGGAGUCUUGCGCCUCUGAUCACCAUGGAAAUGAAGGUCAGAUAAACCAAAAAGAAAGCAAAGAAGGGAACUGUGAGAGCAAUGUUCUCUCAGAUGCGGAGGAGAAAAGUUUUGUAAGAGAUAUCCCAGUGCAGAACCAUCUACAGGAACCAAGAAAUAUUCCCGUGAAACUAUCAGAAAACCAGCUGCCAAAACCAGCGGAGCCAAUCAAAAAGAUUGCGAAUAAUGAGCCAGUUAAGAACACAGAAAAAGAGAAGUCUUCGUCGCCCUCAAAAGCAUCCACGCUGCCACCGGUUUGUCUACGCGUUGAUCCGUUGCCGAAGAAAAGAAAUGGUGGUUCCAAGUCACUAAGUCCUCCUAAACGGAAGGAACAAUCUAUAGCGUCAGAGGAGACUAAGGUCAUGCGCUCACUUUGCUCCAAGAAGGCUGAAUCAAGGACUGCUCCUGAAGCUUGUAGUGUGAAAUGUGAAGAGGUAAAGAAAGAAACGAAGAUGUCUGAGGGAAACUUACAUGCAAUAGGAACAGAACAAGAAUCAGUUGAGAGCAAUCCUAUUUUGCAAGAAAGAUCAAAUUGUGAGAUUGUUAAACCUUGUGAAACUAAAGAAAAUAGAGAACAACCUGCAAAGAAGACCUUAACGGAAGACGAAGCUGCUAGAAUUAUCCAAUCUAGGUACCGCGGAUAUGAUGUGAGAAGAUGGGAGCCAACUAAGAAAUUGAAGGAGAUAGCCACUAUCCGCGAGCAGAUGGGUGAUGUUAAAAAUCGUAUUCAGGCGCUAGAAGUUUCUACUGAUCAACACAUUGAAGAGAAGGAGAUUGUCAUUCUAGGAGAAAUGGUGAUGAACCUUCUAUUAAAAGUGGAUGCUGUCCAGGGCUUGCAUCCCAGUAUAAGACACUACAGAAAAUCUUUGGCCAGAGAGCUCUCCAGCAUUCAAGAGAAGCUUGACUCCGUGAAAUAUAGCAGCGCCGCCAUUGCAGAGAAAGAGGUUGUAAAUGAACAAUUUGUAAUUAACUCUCAGCCGUGUGAAUCUCCAGAGAACUUGGAGCACUCCCAGCUCGCAGAAGAGAACAAAAUGGUAUCUGACUCGAAUACAAAGAAGGUUCUUGUCCUGUCCUGCAAUGAUCUUAUGAGCGACUUGAAUAGAACAGAUGAGCAACCGAAUGCUGACGCAGAAGAGGGAACUGGAUUGUUUGAAACCUUGGGAACGGAUCCUGAGCAAACUACUGAAAAUGAGGUGGUUGCUUCCUCGACAAACAUUCCAUUGAAAAUUGGAGAGGGCGAGACUUUUGUGUCUAAGCCAUCGUUAGCUGAUGGGAACGGAAUGACAGUGACCAAAAUCGAGGAAAACAAACCCGUGGUGGAGAGUUUAGAAGAGCCACUGAAUGAAUUGCGACAAGUGGUGGAAGAGACUCAUGGAACAAGCUCUACACAGGACCCGGAUAACGCUACCGAAGUCUCUGAUGCCUCCCAGGCCGACGCAUCAGAGAAAGAAGACACAAAGGAAGAUGAUGAUACAGUAUUGCCUUCAGGAAAAGAUGUCGAGGUCUCAGAGCUACCUGCUAGAGUGACUGACGAUGAAACGCAGAUUCUUUCACAAGAUUCAUCAUCAUAUGCUCAUGAAGGGCAAGUGACUGCAAUGGAACCUGAAAUAGUGAGAAAGGAGGAGACUGACGUUUACCACUUGCUCGAUAACUACAAAGGCAUAGGCCAAGAGAGUUCUGAGCUACAAGAUGAAAAACAACAGUCUCGAGAGACAGAAGUCACUGUGAGAGAGCAGACUCAAGGGACAGAACAGUUUGGAGAGACAGGAGUCGUUGUGAGAGAACAGCCUGCAGAGACAGGAGUCGUUGUAAAAGAGCAGCCUCUACAGACAGGAGGCGUUAAAGAAGAGCCUCCGGAAACAGAAGCCACUGAACCUGAGAUAUCAGAAGAAACCAAAAGGCUGAUGGAGGAGAACCAGCGAUUCAAGGAAACGAUGGAGACGUUGGUUAAGGCAGGCAGAGAACAACUUGAAGUCAUAUCGAAAUUAACCGGUCGGGUCAGAAGCCUUGAGAAGAAACUGUCACGUAAAAAGAGGACACAGAUUCGACGUCGUGCAACUAAACCAAUAUCCUCAAGUUCGAUCGAUGCCGUAUUAUAACCACCAGAAACCUUGAUAUGUCUUGAUUCUUUUCAUUGUAUCCAACUCCAUCAGAGAAAGUAUCAAAAACGUAGAAAAAAAUUGCCUGACGAGAAUCUAUCUCUAUGUUUGACAAAUAUGAAAUAUCUUAGCCAAUUUUCUUUUUUAAAACAUCAA